This is a messenger RNA of Monoraphidium neglectum, 909 nucleotides long. RefSeq names its product RuvB-like protein 1 (pontin 52). Gene Ontology annotation, molecular function: ATP binding; DNA helicase activity. Gene Ontology annotation, cellular component: NuA4 histone acetyltransferase complex; Ino80 complex; Swr1 complex. Bases 1 to 909 code for a protein of 302 amino acids. Lineage: Eukaryota; Viridiplantae; Chlorophyta; Chlorophyceae; Sphaeropleales; Selenastraceae. Gene Ontology annotation, biological process: box C/D snoRNP assembly; chromatin remodeling; regulation of transcription by RNA polymerase II. The record is from RefSeq and is a predicted model, not a curated record. The transcript is spliced from 7 exons.
AUGGCGUCUGUGUCCCCAGGCUUGACCCGCGUGUUCUGCAAGGGCGCGCCUGCGCGCGCUGCCUGGAUCAAGAUCAAGCCGUUCACCGACCAGAUCACAGCCAUGAGGAUCGAGGAGGUGGCCUCGACCACCAAGACUCAGCGCGUAGCCACACACACGCACAUCAAGGGGCUUGGCCUAAAGGACGAUGGCACCGCCCAUCCCAUGGCCGCGGGCUUCGUGGGCCAGGAACAGGCGAGAGAGUCGUGCGGGAUCGUCGUGGACAUGAUCAAGCAGAAGAAGAUGGCGGGACGUGCCCUUCUCAUGGCCGGCGCCCCCGGGACCGGCAAGACCGCGCUCGCGCUCGGGAUAGCUCAGGAGCUCGGUACCAAGGUGCCUUUCUGCCCCAUGGUGGGCAGCGAGGUGUACUCGUCCGAGGUGAAGAAGACAGAGGUGCUCAUGGAGAACUUCCGGCGCGCGAUCGGCCUGCGCAUCAAGGAGAACAAGGAGGUGUACGAGGGGGAGGUCACGGAGCUCACACCAGAGUACACAGAGGCUGAGGCUGGUGGGUACGGCAAGGUGGUGAGCCAGGUGCUCAUUGGUCUGCGCACUGUGAAGGGCACCAAGCAGCUCAAGCUGGACCCCACCAUAUACGACAGCCUGCAGAAGGAGAAGGUCCAGGUCGGUGACGUCAUCUACAUCGAGGCCAACAGCGGCGCCGUCAAGCGCGUGGGGCGGUGCGACGCGUACGCGACAGAGUUUGACCUGGAGGCGGAGGAGUACGUGCCCCUGCCAAAGUCCAUUGAGGAGGGCACGUCUGAUGCGGUUUCUCAGGUCGGGCGCGCCAUGCUGGGGGGCUUCCCUCUACGCAACCCGCAGCGGCGCAAGGCCCCCCACUCAAUUGGUGCCUCCCCUCUGGGGAUACCAUGA